This is a messenger RNA of Paramecium sonneborni, 1584 nucleotides long. The record is from the annotation of a GenBank genome assembly. Lineage: Eukaryota; Ciliophora; Oligohymenophorea; Peniculida; Parameciidae.
UAUAAGACAAAUGGAUUAAAAUCAGCUUAAAUUAAAUUUUAGUUAAUUCAUUGUAGAGAAACAAAAUUCUUACACAGAUGACUAUAAAUUAGGAGUAAAUAUUAAAUUUUUAUUUAUUUAGGGAGUUUUAGGGGUUGGUGCAUUUUCAUAAGUUCGAAAAGUGACUCAUAGAAAAACUAGAGCAAUAAGAGCAAUGAAAGUUAUAAAAUAUUUUAUAUUAAAUGAUAGGUAAUUAGUAAAUCAAGACUUUCUACGACAGAAUUGCAAUAAAAGUUUAUAAAUGAAAUAAAUGUGUACAAAUAAUUAGAUCAUCCUCACAUACUUAAAUUAUAUGAGUUCUAUUAGGAUGAGAAAAAUUACUAUAUAAUUAUAGAAUUAUGCACAGGGUAUAUAUUGAAAUGGAAAGUAGAGGAGAAUUGUUUGAUAAGAUAAUAGAGAAAGGGAGUUUUUCGGAAAAAGAAGCAUCUUAUGUAAUGAAAUAGAUAAUGUCUGCAAUUUUAUAUGCUCACAAUUCUAGUAUUGUACAUAGAGAUUUAAAACCAGAAAAUGUGUUACUUGAUAUAACUAGUUAAGGGAAUUAUAAUGUGAAAGUUGUAGAUUGGGGGACAGCAAAAAUAUUUUCACCAAAUCAAUAAAUAAAUGAAAAAUUUGGAACUUUAUAUUACAUGGCACCAGAAGUAUUGAAACGUAAUUAUAAUGAAAAAUGUGAUAUAUGGUCUUGUGGUGUUAUUUUAUAUAUUUUAUUAUCUGGGAUGCCUCCAUUUAAUGGAAGAACAGAUGCUGAGAUUUAAAAGAGCAUAUUACAUGGUAAAUAUUAAUUAGAGGUAAAAGAAUUUGGUUAUAUUUAAAAGGGCGAAUUAUGGAAUUCUGUAAGUUGUAAUGCAAAAGAUCUAUUAACAAAAAUGUUAUAAUAUGAUGUAUAAAAGAGAUUGAGUGCUAAAUAAGUAUUAGAACAUGCAUGGUUUUUAUAAUAACAUUAAGAGAAAGUAGACAAAUAAGUAGUGUAAGGUAGAUUAAAGAAUCUAAUGAAUUUCAGAGCUGAAUAAAAGUUAUAAUAAGCAACAUUAAUGUUUAUUGGUACAACAAUGAUAUCAAAGGAAGAGAAGAAUUAGUUAGUAGUUAUUUAAUGAUCUAUAAGAUGUAAGCUUUUAAAGAGAUGGAUUCAAAUGGAGAUGGGAUCCUUACAAAAGAAGAGAUCCUUGAAACAUAUAAAAAGUAUAUGGAUGAUGAAACAGCAUUAUAAGAAGUUUAAAAGAUUAUGGAUUUAGUAGACAUGGAUGGUUCAGGUACAAUUGAUUAUACAGAAUUUAUUAUUGCAUCAAUGGAUAGAAAAAAAGCAGUUUAAAAAGAGAAAUUGAAAGAAGUAAAAAUUUAUAUAUAUAAAUUAUAAAGGCAUUUUAAAUAUUUGACAAAGAUGGUAAUGGAUAUAUUUCAGAAUAAGAAAUUAAAGAAGUUUUAGGACCAUCUUUAACAGGAAUUGAUGAGAAAUAUUGGUUAGAUAUGAUUAGAGAAAUUGAUAAAAAUGGUGAUGGAUAAAUCAGUUAUGAUGAAUUCUGUGAAAUGAUGAUGAAAAUCAUUUAAUGA